Molecule: messenger RNA, 1167 nt
Organism: Anopheles darlingi
Lineage: Eukaryota; Metazoa; Arthropoda; Insecta; Diptera; Culicidae
Exons: 2
Coding region: 1-1167 (388 amino acids)
Biological process (GO): sensory perception of smell; detection of chemical stimulus involved in sensory perception of smell
Cellular component (GO): plasma membrane
Molecular function (GO): olfactory receptor activity; odorant binding
Source: RefSeq, a predicted model, not a curated record
AUGAGCCUGGUGAUGAACGGUGAACCGCUGCAGAAGAUAAACUUCUUCCGUUGGGUCGACUGGAUGGAUACGAUCAACGGGAUCAAUCUGUUCGAAAGCCACCGGUUUGGUCGAUACUUUCGGCGCGCGUUUUAUGUCCUGCAGCUGGCACAACUCCUAGUCGCCUAUAACCUCGUCGUCAGUUGCCUCCAGAACACCACACUGGAGGAGUUCGCCAAGCGCUUCAACGAAUUCGGUGGCAUUCUGCUGACCUUCUCGCGUCUGCUCGUCAUCAAUCACCACAAACAUGACCUCCGGCAAACGGCAAACUUCAUCAACGUGUCCGCAUUCCAUGGACUUAACGAGCGUGCCAGCGCCAUACGCCACCGGACCGUGGCCAAUGCUCGCAAGUUCCUUUCGACGCUUCUGCUCGUGCAGAUCGUGACGCUGGCGUUUUGGUUCCUGCUAGCCGAGUACCAGGCACGCAAACAGAAUGUACUGCUACCUAUGCUCACGUACCUUCCGUUCGGAGAUUCCGACCAGUGGCCUGAGGCAGCCAAGUUUGCGUUCCGGCUGUACUUCUACCUAGCGAACACUCAGCUAUUGUUCACCUUCUUCGGUAGCUACGUGAUCACGAGCUGCUACCUCCUGGCGCUCACCAUCGAGCUGCGCAUCCUGAACGAUUCUUACAUCGGUGCUCCGUCGGAAUCGGGCGUCGCGCUCGUCGCUUUCCUAAAAGAACGAUCGAUCUAUAAGAGUGCCCUGCACCAGCACAUCACCAUCGUCAAGCGCCUAAUGAACGGUGGAGUGCUGCUCGAGCUCGUCUUCAUCGUGUGUCUCCUGACGAUCAAUGGGUUAAGGUUGUGCACCAUGACGAGCGAUUGGAUCGAGGUGGCCCUCUCGAGCAGCAUGAUUUUGAUCUACCUUUUCGAGUUGUUCCAGUACUGCUGGCAGGUCGAUGAGAUGGAACUGCUGCACAAGCAGCACUCGUUCGCCGUCUACUCCACACCGUGGACCGGGGGUCGGUCGUUGCGGUCGAUCAAGGCACUGAUGCUCAUCACGAUUCCGGCCUCACAGAAACCGCUCGGUUUUAAGUGUGGCGGCAUGUAUCAGCUUUCGUCCGUACUGUUUGCCUCCAUGUUGCAGUUCAUCUACUCGCUGCUGAUGAUGCUGCUACAGUUCAAGUGA